Messenger RNA from Penicillium mononematosum, 336 nucleotides. RefSeq lists its product as uncharacterized. Bases 1 to 336 code for a protein of 111 amino acids. The transcript is spliced from 3 exons. Lineage: Eukaryota; Fungi; Ascomycota; Eurotiomycetes; Eurotiales; Aspergillaceae. The record is from RefSeq and is a predicted model, not a curated record.
AUGAAACUAUUCCUCCAAGGCACUACAAUCCUAGCCCUUCUUAUUGCCAAUGCAUCAGCCACAAAGAGUGGUCUUUUCGCUGCAAACGGUGUCGAGCUAGAAAUGUACCAGUCUGGCGAGGAUAUCAUCUACGGAGAGCCAGUAAGUCCUUACAUGGUGCAGGCGAGAGGCCUUGAGGGCCGAGCAUGCACCAAAUGUGUGGGUCACCAUGGAAGUUGUGUUGUAGGUGAGGGCAACUGCUAUCCUCCCGAUAUGUGCGGAUUCUGUGGAGGUUGUUCUGUCAACCAGGCCCGGUGCCAGAACCCCGACAAGGAAGGGUGCCAGUGUUAUAAAUGA